Calypte anna (Anna's hummingbird) is the source of this 846-nucleotide messenger RNA. Its product is annotated as heat shock protein 30C-like. NCBI's taxonomy places the organism in Eukaryota, Metazoa, Chordata, Aves, Apodiformes, Trochilidae. Gene Ontology annotation, molecular function: protein folding chaperone. The record is from RefSeq and is a predicted model, not a curated record. The transcript has a single exon. Gene Ontology annotation, biological process: protein refolding; response to heat. The coding region runs from base 148 to 753 and encodes 201 amino acids.
CGAUGGCUCUAGGAGAGAGCGUGGGGAGAGAGCGUUCUGGAAGGGGCACACCCCUGGGCAGGGGAGGAUAAAACCCGCUGCUCCCCGGACCGGGCCAGCACCGAGAGGAGCCGCAAUACGAAACUGGAGCACACAGAGAGAACAGAGAUGUUUUGCCGCUCGCACUUCAUGACACCUCUGUCCAGCUCGCUAUUCCCUUGGCUGGGACCCGUCCGCACCCUCUGGCCACAUCCAGGCACCCUAUUCGCCGAGCUGGAGCGAGAGCUGCGGCUGGAGAUGGAACGGGCACGGGAGUUCAUGAGCAGCUUCGAGCAGUUCCUGAGCAGCGGGAGCAGCCCCAGCCGGCUCGGCAUCACCGCCGGAUCCCGAACCCCCAGCGCAUCCCUGAGCUCCAACUCCGGGGAGGGCUUCUCCGUCUGCCAGGACGUGAAGGACUUUGCUCCGGAGCAGCUGUCGGUGAAGGUGGUGGGCAGGAAAGUGGUGCUGGUGGGGCAGAAGGAGACGCAGAGCACGGAUGAGAAGGGCUCCUUCUCUUACAAGUACGAGGUGCUGAAGCGGGAGUGGGACGUGCCCGAGGACGUGGACGCCGAGGCGCUGACCUGCUCCCUGUCCAAGGAGGGGCAGCUCCGCAUCGAGGCCCCCCGGCUGGCCCUGCCCGCCGCCCCGGAGAGGAACGUCCCUAUCCAGAUGGGUCCGGCGGCGGCAGAGGCGACAACCAGCACCGAAGACGGAGCCGAGCGGGCGAAGGCGUGACGGGGUGGGCAGCGGGACCGGGCUGAGCCCGGCGGCGUGGGCAGCUACGGGGGCAGAGCGGGAACCGCACCGGGGACCGGCCCGGCGGGGAGU